This is a messenger RNA of Coregonus sp. 'balchen', 2411 nucleotides long. NCBI's taxonomy places the organism in Eukaryota, Metazoa, Chordata, Actinopteri, Salmoniformes, Salmonidae. The record is from the annotation of a GenBank genome assembly.
AUGCUCCAGCUGGAUGGCACCAAGUGCAGUUUCCUGUUCUGCCUGGGAAUCUGCAUGUUCAUCUGCUCAGUCAUCUACCUGAGUGCCAAGGACCCUACAGAUCCCAAGGGUCAGCGCAGGCCCCUGGGCUGCAGGCCCUUCUCCCAGUACUGCCAAGCCUUCCUCCCCAGCACUGCAGGCUCGCCAGCAUGGCAACGCCACGACUGCCAGGUGGAGAGCUAUCUUCUGCGUAUGGGGGGUGGAGGCAGGAACCUGGACUGCUCCCGCCUGGUGAGGGAGCUCCACUUCAUCACCAGCCCACUGAGCCGCGAAGAGGAAGACUACCCUCUGGCCUUCAUCCUCACUGUCCACAAGGAGCUGGAGCUGCUUGUGCGCCUGCUGCGGGCCAUCUACGCGCCCCAGAAUGUCUACUGUGUCCAUGUGGACGUCAAGGCUCCAAAGGAGUACAGGGAAGCUGUGAAGAGCCUGGUGGGCUGCUUCCCCAACGUGUUCCUGGCCAGCCGCAGCGAGAUGGUGACCUACGCCGGCUUCUCGCGGCUGCAGGCAGACAUCAACUGUAUGAGGGACCUGGUGGAAUCGCCGGUGCCCUGGAGGAAGGUGGUCAACCUGUGUGGCCAGGACUUCCCCGUCAAAAGCAAUCUGGAGCUGGUGCGCUACAUGCAGAGCAAGGAGUGGAGGGACAGGAACAUGACCCCGGGCAUCAAGCAGCCGGCGUCCAUGAGGCACCGGACUCAGCUGAGUUACAGGGAGGUCAGGGGCUCCCACUCGGCCCCCAAGCGAGGAGCCCCAAAGAAGGGUGCUCCACCCCACGGGGUGCAGAUAUACUUUGGCACAGCCUACUACGCGCUAACCAGGACCUUUGUGGAGUUUGUACUGAGAAGUCAGGUGUCCAGGGACUUGCUGGAGUGGUCCAAAGACGCAUUCAGCCCAGAUGAGCACUACUGGGUGACACUCAAUCACAUCAAAGGUAAAGGCUUUAGAACCACUCAUAAAAAGCAACUUUCUAAUACAGUGGCCAAUAGAAGUUAAUCUCCACAACACAAUUGGUACUGAGUUUAUGUCAAUAUAUAGGGACAUUUCGAACUGUUACAUCCGUGAGGAAAACGGAUGAGACUUCUACAACACUAGACCUUUCCAUGAGUGCAUAGCUAUGCUACACACAGCCUUUCCAAUUUGAAAUGCAUUCCAAAAGCAAAUACCUAGGAGACGAAAAACCUAUGCGAAGUCCAUAAAUCCUGGCGGCCUAGUACCUGUGAGUUCAUGUAAGUUCAUGAAAGGCUAACUUAAAUGUAUUUGAGGUGUUCACUGUUCAAAUAUUACUUUUAGCCUUUAUAAAGGGCUUAGUAGGUAAGAGCGUUGUGCCAGUAACCGAAAGGUCGCUGGUUCUAAUCCCCGAGCCGACUAGGUGAAAAAAUUCUGUCGAUGUGCCCUUGAGCAAGGCACUUAACCCUAAUUGCUCCUGUAAGUCGCUCUGGAUAAGAGCGUCUGCUAAAUUACUAAAAUGUAAAAAUGUAAAUAAAGCUUGAAACUUAAAAGGAAUGUGUUCAACAUGCCCACACUGUUUCAAGUACAGUAGACCAGCCUAGCACAAUCCAUUUUAUUUUAUUAAGCAAUUUCUACAUGAGCAGUUGUCACAAAGUGCUUUACAGAUACUCAGCCUAAAUCCCCAAACAGCAAGCAAUGGAGAUGCACAGUGGCUAGGAAAAACUCCCUAGAAGGACUUAAAAUUAAGUUAGGGGGAAUUCAUUCGUACUGAUUUUUUUGCGGCUUGCUUUAUCUACAGUAUAUGAGUAGAUCAGUGUCCCGUGAAUCACUGAUGACAUUCAAAAGGCUAUGAAUACUGAAAUGUGAGAAUGAGAUAUAAUCUGUUUUGGAUCGGUUAUCUGCUCUUAGAAGCGCCAGGAAGUCAUGUAGACGGAGGUUGGAGCGGCGAGAUCAGGGCGAUAAAAUGGAGGGACCAAGAGGGGACUGAACACAACGGAUGCAAAGGUACAACAACUCCUGAUCCCAGUCAUUGUCAGUUUCCAGUCUUGAACUCACUUGUCUAGGGCAUUUUUUGCUCCUUGGUUUCAGAUUAGAUUAGCAAGUAAACAGUUUACACAACAGCAGUUGAUAGGAUUUGACACUGAUCUGAUCUGCAUGUCCUUUCUGCUGCUGCUCGUCUUUCCGCAGGCCGUUAUGUCAGGGACAUCUGCAUCUACGGUCUGGAGGAUUUGCAAUGGAUCAUCAACAGAAACAGCAUGUUUGCCAACAAGUUUGAGAGCAAGACCAUCCCAGAAGCUUUGGACUGCCUGGAGCAGUGGCACAGGGACAAGGUCCUGCAGCAAGCCACGGUUCCCAUCCAGUCAUGGUGGCAACUUGCCACGCAAGGCAACACUACCGCUCUUUUCAAUGCCACAGUGGGACUUUGA